UUAAAAUAAAAUGUUUAUGAAAACAAAUUUCAAAAUAACAGAAUCUUAAUUCAUUAUUUUGUAAACAAAAUUUAAAAUUUUAAUUUCGAAAAAUAAUUGAAAAUGGCAGUUUCAGAGAAUGGAGACUUUAACGAAAACAUUGAGGAGGGCAAGCGAGAAAUGCAUAGUAAUGAAAUUGUUUCUGUAGAUCAAUGCGAAAGUAAUGUAACAGAAGAGGAAUUAUUUUACAAAAAGCCGCAGCAAUAUUGGUCCAAAAUUCCAGCAACUGUUGAUGGAAUGCUUGGUGGAUUUGCGGAUAUUCAUAAUCUUGAUAUUAUUGGCUCACAAAAGUUUUUAAAAGAACUGUUUUUGAAUACUAGUAGUAAAACUCAAGUAGCCUUAGAUUGUGGAGCUGGUAUUGGAAGAGUUUCCAAAUAUUUAUUGAUUCCCUUUUUUGAACAGGUGGAUUUAGUGGAACAAGAUCUUAAUUUCUGUGAAAAAGCACCUGAAUAUAUUGGAGAUUCAAGUGGGAAAUUAGGGAAAGUUCAUAAUUGCGGAUUACAGAAUUUUUUGCCAGAACCAGCUAAAUAUGACGUUGUAUGGUCUCAAUGGGUUUUAGGUCAUCUGUCAGAUGACGAUUUACUUUUAUUCUUGCAAAGAAUUCGUGUCGGACUGAAAAAAGGUGGGAUGGUUGUGAUAAAGGAAAAUGUGACAUCAUCAAAUAAAUUAGAAAUAGAUACUGAAGAUUCGUCCGUAACGAGGCCUCUAAAAACCUACAACAAAAUACUGAAAGCAACAAAAUAUAAGAUCAUAAAAGCUGUUAAACAAACAAAUUUUCCUAAAGGGUUGUAUCCAGUGUAUAUGAUAGCAGCAGUACCAAUUUAAUUAUGAGUUUAUGAUACACUGAAUUUUUGUGUUAAAAGCGCCUAAUUAUGUAAUAAAAAAUGUUCAUUUAUAUUUAUUAAAAUAAAUAGUUUUUAUUCGAAGUGCUUCGAUAAAUAGUUUUGUAUAAUAUAAAAA
Molecule: messenger RNA, 999 nt
Organism: Condylostylus longicornis
Lineage: Eukaryota; Metazoa; Arthropoda; Insecta; Diptera; Dolichopodidae
Product: N-terminal Xaa-Pro-Lys N-methyltransferase 1-B
Exons: 2
Coding region: 103-864 (253 amino acids)
Biological process (GO): N-terminal protein amino acid methylation
Cellular component (GO): cytoplasm
Molecular function (GO): N-terminal protein N-methyltransferase activity
Source: RefSeq, a predicted model, not a curated record